AGGAGCAGCCCCCCAGCAGCAAGCCCCCUCCUGCUGCCCCACAGCCAGCCUGGGGCUCCUCUCCCAUCUCCUCCUCCUCCUCCUCCUCCUCCUCCUUCUCUCCUCCUGAGGAGGAAGAGCUGCCCCAGAGCGACCCCCUGCCCCCCCCCGCCCCCUCCCAGGGGGGAGCCCAGGCCCCCAGCCAUCCCUCCCCGAAGCACAGCCCCACCGCCCCCCAAGAGAGAAGACCCGCGGGAGACCCCCUCAGCCUCAGCCUCGCCUGAUGAGACCCCUUUUCCUCUACCUGUUGCAUCGGAACCUCUGAUGCACUCUUCUGCAGACAAAGAUAUGGAAUUGCCGGAGCAGCUAGGUCGUGCACGCUCAGCUGGCCAAGAAGAUUUCACUGCUGUCUCGCUUGAUGCCACUGCUUCUCUUCCCUCUCUCUCUCCUCUCUCAGCCAACCCUUUUAAAGAACAUGCAGCUCAUGAUGCAGUAUCAGAUGGACUCUCUGCAAAAGGCAGUUAUGGUCAAAUUGAAAGUGAAGCAUUUAAAGCCAGUAGAAAAAAUGCACAAAACCCAUUCCUUGCAGAUGAUGGUGGAGAGAUCUCAGAAUUAAAACAUUCAGAUGUGAUGCCCUCAUAUGCUCGGGCAGAACCAUUCUUUUUAUCUCAGAUGAAGGAGCCAAUGGACACUCAAGGAAAGUCUGAUACUGAAAAGUUUCCCACCUACCAGCUGGACUCUUCUCCAGACUCACCUGUUGAAUUAUUUGUGAAGCAGGAUAAAGAUAUUUCUCUCGAUGAGAAACAUGAUAUUGAUGAUUAUAGCAAAGAUGUGGCAUUUGCAGACUAUUCUGCAAAGGACGAAUAUGUGGAUUUCAAACCAUUUGAACCAUCAUGGGCUAAUAAUGAAACUAGCAGUUUGAAAGAUGUUCCUAGCAAUCUAGUAGAUGGUGGAAUAGAAAGCAACAUAGAUAAGGGUGAGGUGGAGAAAGCUAAGACUCAGCCUGCUCAAAAAUAUUUUGAAAAAGAUAAUGAAACCAGCAAUGAAGAAAUUUCUUUCCUUAGCACUCCAGAUGGCUCAAAAGAGUCUUCACAAGCUUAUAUUACUUGUGCCAAGUCCGAAUCAGCUGGGACAAGUGAGAGCAUUGCAGCCAAGUCUCUCCCUCUGGUAGAAGAACAGGCUUCUGAAAAUAAAACGGAUGAGAAAAAGAUAGCAGAAAUGAAGGCCUAUUUUGGCACAGAACCAAGCGGUAUCCAUGCUGAGUUGAUAAGUGGCCAGGUCCAGAAAGCUGACUCUGAGAAAGUGGAAGACAUGCUGAAGACUUCUGAAGAUGCUGUAGCAAACAUGCCGGAAGGUCUUACUCCAGAUCUAGUGCAAGAAGCAUAUGAAAGUGAACUUCAUGAAGCAAUUAGCCCCAAGCUUGCUUAUGAAACAAAGAUAGAUUUGGUUCAAACAUCUGAGCCACCACAAGAGCCUUUGAAUGUUAGUGUACAGCUCUGUCCAUCCUUUGAAGCAGGACCUGAAGCUUCCCCAUCUCCAGUCUUACCAGAUAUUGUUAUGGAAGCACCACUGAAUGUGAGCGCUACUGGGAUAGUUGGCCCUGCAGUUCAGGUAGAAGCCUUCCAAGUGGAAUCUCUUACAGCUUCUGGUGACUACGAGAAUGACUAUGACAGUGCAACACAGAAGUCUGAGAAGCCUCCAUCCUACCAGGAGGCAAUGAAUGUACCAUCAACUCAAGCACCAGAAACUAAGAUUGAAGCUGAUAAUAAGAAGCCUGAUGCUAAGAAAGAUGCAUCUCCAGAGGACUUAGAGAAUUCAUAUAUAUCCAUUGCAUGUGACUUAGUUAAAGAAACAAAGGUAUCCAAUGAAUCUGUUUCCCCAAGCUUUGCAGACUACUCCACAAUAGCGAUUCCAGAGUUUGUUUCACGACCUGUGCCUGAAUAUUCUGAGUACGCUGAGAAGACAUCUCUACGAUCUGCAAAAAGCAGUUUGUUUUGUUCUGAGCCAGAACUUGAUCUUUCUCAGAAAGAGAAGGAAGCUGUGCAUGAGAAGCCACUUGAAGUUGCUUCUGAGAUUGUAUCAAAGGGAGGUCAGGAGGAGAAAUGUGAGGAGAUCCUACCUUCUCUUAGCAAACCCUAUCUGGAAUCCUAUCAGCCUCCCCUGGAACCUUCCAAAAACGCAGCCACCUCUUGGUCUCCAGAAGCAGAUGCUGCAGACUUGGUCAAGAAGGAAAAGACACCCCAGCUACACCUGGAAGAAGUCAAAACUUGUGCAGAUGAUUUCCCUAUCUGUAAGGAACCCAAAGGUGGAGACACAAUUGUGCUGUCUGCAGAAUCUUCUCCAGAAACUGAUGACUUCCCCACAAUCCCUUAUCAAGCUGCUAAGUUAGUGAAGGGAGCUACAGAAAAUGAUGCAGUAAUGGAUAAAGAAAGCAGAGAGCAUUGUGAUGUAGUCAAAACUGAGGUGAGGCAGCCUCCCUACCAAGAGGUAGCCCAGGACCUGUCUUUAAAGAAUGUACAUGUCAAAACUGAAGAGCAAGAUCUUGCCUUGGAAACCACCCCUGAGAAACUGGACACAGAAGUGCCUGAAGCAACCAAGGAGCCUUUGCCCCCAACUGAGGUUGCCCCUUUGUCUGCAGAGGAAAAGAUAGUCAGUGUAGGAAAGGAAGCUGAGAGAGGAGUUGCUUCUGUUAAAGAAAAGGAAAAAUCCCCUCCCUUGUUUCCAUCAAAGCUGAGUAAACUUUCAGUUGUUGACCUCCUUUACUGGCGAGACGUUAAGAAGACUGGUGUAGUGUUUGGAGCCAGUUUGUUCCUCCUGCUUUCUUUAACGGUGUUUAGUAUCGUGAGUGUGGUUGCUUAUAUUGCCUUGGCUCUCCUAUCAGUGACCAUCAGUUUUAGGAUAUACAAGGGAGUUAUCCAAGCAAUCCAGAAAUCUGAGGAAGGUCAUCCAUUCAGGGCUUACUUGGAUAAAGAUGUUGCUGUGUCUGAUGAGCUUGUCCAAAAAUACAGCAAUUUUGUGCUCGGCCACUUCAAUAAAACGGUCAAAGAGCUCAGGCGCCUCUUCUUAGUGGAUGACUUAGUGGAUUCUCUAAAGUUCGCAGUGUUGAUGUGGGUGUUCACUUACGUUGGUGCCUUGUUCAAUGGUCUGACACUGCUGAUACUGGCUCUGAUCUCACUCUUCAGUAUUCCUGUUAUUUAUGAAAAGCACCAGGCUCAAAUUGACCAUUACGUGGGGCUUGUGAAUAAGAAUGUUAAAGAUGGAAUGGCAAAGAUCCAAGCUAAAAUCCCUGGACUGAAGCCCAAAGCCGAAUGAAGAACCAGAAACAACUUUUAUUAAAAUAGGAUUUCAUCUUUUAAGUGGGGAGGGGAAGGCAUAUUCAUUUGGAUUAUGUGGGGAGGGUCAGGGAAUAGCAAAACCUUGACAUUGCAGUGCAAUUUCACAGAUCUUUAUUUUUUAGCAACGCAGUUGGGGGGGGGGGGGAAAUAACUUGUUCUUGACUGCCAUGUGUGUUCAUCAUGAGUAUUGUAAGCUGCUAUGUAUGGAUUUAAACCUAAUCCUCUUUGCUUCUCCCGUGUACAGCACCGGUUAACAUAACCAAUUGGAGAGCUGUACAUUUUACGCUUUGGACAAGGUAGUCUUGCUGCGUUUUGAGAGAGCCGAGUGCAGUUGAAGUGCAGGGAGAACACUUCAGUUUAGCACCGCUUCUGGUCUGUGUAGAUUGAUUGCAGGUUUUCUAAAAUGAGACGUUUAGAAGAAUAUGCCAUUAAAGCAAGCUUGAAAAGCCUUGCCCUUUUGGUAUCGAGUGUAGCUGUAUUGUGCUUUUUAAUUUUACCGUUUUAUCAAUUGCCAAUAUAAAAAUUAUAUAUAUAAUUAUAUAUAUAGUGUUUCACAGCAGCUUAGGAUUUCCAGCUCCUCCACAGUGCUUGGAAUAUCAGAGAACUGAACUGAGAUUCUUUUUUAGCUUCAUGGUAAUGUAAUCUUCAGUUUUCAGAAAACACUAGCAUCUAUUAAAUGAAUAAAUCCAAUCUUCUCUGCACAUUUACACAAUUUCUGCCAUAACCUAUGCUGCACAGAUCAUCUAUAGUCUAUUUUGAGUAAACAAGUUUACAAGGCUCUCAAAACUCUGAAUCUGUGGGAGGAAUUUCCAAAGGUGUGAUCCCGAGAUCCUUGCAGGCAGAGCAAGGAACACCCAGCAUGCUUGUUCUUCAUUGUGCUCGGACUCCUUGGCAUCUGUGCAUGGGUCAGAGGGUUGCACCCUGAAGCUGCAAAUGUCAUUUGGGAAUUUCAAACAUUGUUAAUGCAAGAAGUUACAAAUGAAAAUGUAUACACUUGCGGUUUAAGCUGUAUUGAACUAAGUCUGUGGAAUGCAUUGUGAAAUGUAAAAAACCCUCGAGUAUCAAUAAAGUGUAUAGACUUAA
Molecule: messenger RNA, 4397 nt
Organism: Sceloporus undulatus (fence lizard)
Lineage: Eukaryota; Metazoa; Chordata; Lepidosauria; Squamata; Phrynosomatidae
Gene: RTN4
Product: reticulon 4
Biological process (GO): neuron differentiation; endoplasmic reticulum tubular network formation; brain development
Cellular component (GO): neuron projection; postsynaptic density
Source: RefSeq, a predicted model, not a curated record